AUGUUCGCUGGUGUGAUGAUGACUGCGAUGAACGAGAGUCUGCAUGGACAGACUUCGCUUCAAGGAUGGCAAUGGGUGUUCAUUAUCAACGGUGCAAUGGGAAUCCCCUUCGGCAUCUUCGGACUCAUGUUCUUCCCCAACUUGCCGGAGUCUACAGAUGCCCCCUAUCUCAGCAAAGAGGAAAUUCAGCUAGCAAUAGGUCGCCUGCCACCGAAGAAAGAUUGGAGCCAUGACAUCAGUCUCAAAUCCCUUGUUAAGAGACUGUUAGCCAAACCGGACAUUUACAUCUUUACUCUCUACUCAGUAGUAGCCUGCGCAUUGGAAGCCAUCGUUCUGCAAGGGCUGUUCUUGCUUUGGAUGAAAGCGAACGCCGAUAAGUUCUCUUCGUAUGCGACUACGACCUACCCGUUAGGUAUACAGGCUGUGUCAAUUGUCUCCAACGUCGGAGCGGGCUACGUUAUCGACAUGACCAAUCGUCGCAUACCGAUGGUUAUACUAGCUGGCGCUCUGCAGCUUCUGGUCUCAGUCCUCUUACUAAUACCCAACCUUUCGACAGCUGGUACGUUCUUCGCGUUCUACCUGGCGGGUACCUCGUACAUCGUUAACCCCAUUCUCUACGGAUGGGCUAGCGUGAUCUCUCAACGCGGUGGCGACGAUGCCUCCCGGUCGAUCACACUUUACAUCAUGAGUAUGGUGCAGUCGGUAUUGUACACUUUCUGGGGCAUUGCACUCUAUCCAGCGAGCGAUGCGCCGUAUUGGAAGAAAGGAUAUAUCGCGAUGAUUGUUGUUGUCUUUGCUUUCUUUGGCGUGACUGCGGCCGUUCAUUGGUUGGAUCAAAGAUCGCAGAAGAUUGAGAGCAAUGCGGCUGAAGAGAUCACACAUAUGAGUGAAAGAAUGAGCGAGAGGAAUAGAAAGGAUCCAAGACUGGAAGAUUGA
This is a messenger RNA of Alternaria arbusti, 936 nucleotides long. RefSeq lists its product as uncharacterized. The record is from RefSeq and is a predicted model, not a curated record. Lineage: Eukaryota; Fungi; Ascomycota; Dothideomycetes; Pleosporales; Pleosporaceae. Gene Ontology annotation, biological process: pantothenate import across plasma membrane. Gene Ontology annotation, cellular component: plasma membrane. Gene Ontology annotation, molecular function: pantothenate transmembrane transporter activity. The transcript is spliced from 3 exons. Bases 1 to 936 code for a protein of 311 amino acids.